AUGGGCAAGGCGUCGCGUGACAAGAGGGACAUCUACUACCGCAAGGCCAAGUACGAGGGCUGGCGAGCUCGGUCGGCGUUCAAGCUCAUUCAGCUCGAUGAGCAGUUUGGCUUUCUCCAUGACGCCAAGCGCGUGGUUGAUCUCUGUGCUGCGCCGGGCUCAUGGUCGCAGGUCCUCUCACACAAGCUCGUCUCGGGCCUCCCGCUCUCGUCGUCGGAGACCAACGUGCUCCGUCGCGAACCGGCAGAGUCAUCGGCUGACGCCGAUGUCGCCGCAGGCGCUGCUGCCUCGGCUGGCGGCGAGCCGGCCAAGAUUGUGGCGGUGGACUUGCAGGACAUGGCGCCGCUACCGGGUGUGACCCAACUCAAGGGCGACAUUACCAAGCUCACGACUGUGCAGCAGAUUCUGGGUCACUUUGAGGGUGAGAAGGCCGACGUGGUGCUCUCAGACGGCGCGCCGGACGUGACCGGCCUUCAUGACGUCGACGAGUACCUGCAGGCGCAGCUUCUUCUGGCGGCCCUCAACAUCACUACACACCUGCUGCGCCCGGGUGGCACCUUCUGCGCCAAGAUCUUCCGCGGCAAGGACACAACGCUGCUGUACUCGCAGCUCAAGGUGUUCUUUCCGGUCGUCACCAUUGCCAAGCCCAAGUCGUCGCGCAACUCGUCGAUUGAGUCGUUUGUGGUGUGCCAGGGCUACACGCCGCCGGCCAACUACGUCCCGACCAUGAUGGAUCCGCUGCUGGAUGCCCCGUAUGGCGAGGACAACCCGCUCGAUGGGCCGAACCGCAUCGUCGUCCCUUUCCUCUCUUGCGGCGACCUCUCGGGCCUCGACUCGGACGUCUCGUACCCGCUCGACUUUGGCCCCGGCAACGACGCCACACCUUACGUCCCGCUUGACCCGGUCCAGCCGCCCAUCGAGCCUGCCCACGCGAGCUCAGCCGCCGAGCGAAAGGCGUUCCGCCAGUAG
This is a messenger RNA of Thecamonas trahens ATCC 50062, 969 nucleotides long. Its product is annotated as tRNA (Uridine-2'-O-)-methyltransferase TRM7. Gene Ontology annotation, biological process: tRNA methylation; cytoplasmic translation. Bases 1 to 969 code for a protein of 322 amino acids. The record is from RefSeq and is a predicted model, not a curated record. Gene Ontology annotation, molecular function: tRNA methyltransferase activity. The transcript has a single exon. Gene Ontology annotation, cellular component: cytoplasm. NCBI's taxonomy places the organism in Eukaryota, Apusomonadida, Apusomonadidae.